This is a messenger RNA of Botrytis deweyae, 1026 nucleotides long. RefSeq lists its product as uncharacterized. The transcript has 4 exons. NCBI's taxonomy places the organism in Eukaryota, Fungi, Ascomycota, Leotiomycetes, Helotiales, Sclerotiniaceae. The coding region runs from base 1 to 1026 and encodes 341 amino acids. The record is from RefSeq and is a predicted model, not a curated record.
AUGGCGUCCAAUUCGGUGCUCUUACUUGGAGCCACGGGUUACAUUGGAGCAGCGUUUCUGUCCCGCUUUAGCAACAAAUAUCUUAUAUCUCCAUCACCACGAUAUAAACUUACAGCAUCAACUCGAAGUCCUGAGAAAGCUAGAAGACUAAGGGACUUAUUGGGAAACAUCGAGACGACGGAUGUUACGCUUAACGAUGGUGUAAAGCUUGAAAGGAAGGUCGAGAAACAUGACAUUAUAGUCCAACUAGCUGAUUGUGAUGCACUCGAAGGCACCAAGUCUAUUCUGAAAGGAAUCAAGACGAGAAAAGAAAAAACAGGAUAUCCGCCAAUUCUCCAUCAUGCUGUAGAAAUCCAAGAUCGCGUUGUCGACCACAGUAUUGUCAAAGCUGAUGAGGCUGGUGAUUUACUAUCCUUUAUUACAGUACCAUUUGUCGUGUAUGGCACCGCUACGGGGUUGAUCCACGAACACAAGCUUGGUCACCAAACAUCUAUGCCUGUUCCACGACUCAUUCAUGUUUCUGUGGAUAGAAGAGCCGUGGGACAACUUGGACCUGGUGAGAACCCGUGGAUGAUAUCGCACGUCAAUGAUGGUUGGUCUCCCGAACUCAACUUUAUAUUAGGAAACGAUUCCGGCCGGGCUUUGCUAACGAUUCUUUUAGUAGCGGAACUUUCUAUGGCGUUAUUGGAAGAUACUGCAAAGGGACACGGAAAAGACGGCUUCUAUUUUGCUGAUGGAGGUUACGUUCUAGCCCGCGAUGUCUCCAGAGCUAUGGCAGAGACUUUCUCUUCAAUAGGGUUAUCCGAGGAACCAUCUCCAAAUACUUACACCGAAGAAGAACUGAACGAGUACACAAUCAGUUUCUGGGGCGCAAGUAUCCAAGCAACAGGUGAUAGAGCAAAGAGGACCGGUUGGAAUAAUCCGCAUACGGUGGGAGAAUUCCAAGGUCAUGUCGUGACUGACACGAAGAGACUGGCUUUUCAGCCUUUACAGUCUUAUGGAAGGUGUCUCGAUUACUCGGAUUAG